UCCUCCUCUUCCUCCUCCUCCUCUUCUCCCUGCAAAAUCCCAAUUGAAAAUUCCAAGAGAAUUCCAAGGAUGGAGCGGGAAUUCCCCCGGAGCAAAUCCCGGCUGCCCUCGCUGCUCCUGGCGCUGCUGGGGCUCGGCCCAGGGCUGUUGCAGGAGGCGCCGUUUGAGGCGGAAAAUGAGGUUUUGGAGAUUCUGGCUGGGAAUUCCACCCAGUCCCUCCUGGAGCGUUGUUCCGAGCUGCUCUUCGGCCAGUCCCGGUCCCCUCCCCGCCAGGUGAACGCCGUCCUGGGCGGCUCCGUGCUGCUGGCGCCGGCGCUGCCGCCCAACCAGACGGUGAAGGAGAUCGAGUGGAGCUUCUCGGGGGGCUCCGGUGCCACCAUCCAGGUGGCCGAGGUGGGACCCGGCGGCUUGGAGCGGCCGGACCCGCGGGAUCGCUUCGGGAAGCGGCUGGAGCUGUUCAACCGCACGGCGCUGCGCAUCCGCCAGCUGCAGCGCGGCGACAGCGGCGUCUUCGGAGCCAGGAUCAAGAUGCAGCCGGCGCUGGUGGAUGAUCAGUCCUUCAACCUGUCCGUCUACGAGUCGGUGCCCAGCCCCCGGACGCGCAGCCGGCUCCUGGCCAGCACCCUGGAGUGGUGCAACCUCACCCUGCAGUGCCAGGGCAGCGGCAGCGGCGCCGUCAACGUCACCUGGAGACGCGACAGCGCCGCCGAGGGGGACCCCGGGGGGCGCCGGCUGUCACCCGACGGCGCCGGGCGGCACCAGGUGUCACCCGACGGGACCACCCUGCGCGUGGCGCUGCCGCCGGCCGCCACCAACGUCACCUACGCCUGCACCGUCAGCAACCCCGCCGAUCACAAGGUGGCCGUGUUCGACCUGCAGGAGCUGUGCCGGGGAGGAGGCGGUUCCUCAGCUUUCUCCACGUCCGGUUACGUUGUUCUGGCUCUGAUCCUCGUGGCCGUCGCCCUCGGCGGCGCCUUCUGGUGCUGGAGGGUGAACAGCGAGAAGGCGGCGGAGGCAGCGGCCGCGCCGGCAGCCGAGGAGAGCCCCGGGGAGGCGCCGUACAGCGACAUCGUCUGCAGGAGCCCCCCCGAGGGAAACGACCAGGGUCCCAGCGCUCCCCCGGAACCCAGCGAAUCCCAAAAAACCGAAACCACCCCGAAAACAGAAACCCCAAAAACGGAAACAGCCCCAAAAACAGAAACCCCAAAAACCGAAACGACCCCAAAAAUGGAAACGACCCCAAAAACGGAAACGACCCCAAAAAUGGAAACCCCAAAAACGGAAACGACCCCAAAAAAGGAAACAGCCCCGAAAACGACCCCAAAAACGGAAACGACCCCAAAAAGUUCCCCAGGGGGGGACGAGAAGGGCCAGAGACCCCCCGAGGACACGGCCGAGGAGGUGACAUAGGGCCACAGGGCCGGGAGCUCCUGGAAGGGCUGAGCAGCGUCUUGUGCCAAACCCCGACCCCAAAUCCGACCCCAAAUCCGACCCCGAACCCCUCGGCCCCAAAACCGGAUGAAUUUUCCCAAUCCCGACCCCAAAAUCCCCGGAUUUUCCCCCAAUUCACUGCCUGAGACUGGUUUGGGGAGGGGGAUCCCAA
Poecile atricapillus (Black-capped chickadee) is the source of this 1603-nucleotide messenger RNA. RefSeq names its product CD84 molecule (gene CD84). NCBI's taxonomy places the organism in Eukaryota, Metazoa, Chordata, Aves, Passeriformes, Paridae. The record is from RefSeq and is a predicted model, not a curated record. The transcript has 8 exons. The coding region runs from base 70 to 1410 and encodes 446 amino acids.